AAAGGUGCAGUGAGUGAGAAAUAGAUCGAUCAUUUCUUCAUAUAGCUUUUCAUUCUUGUUCAGAUCCACAGACCCAAGUCGCUUCUAAUUGGGGUUUUUCUUCUUCGCCUGAUUCGAUAUCUCCCUCAUUCACAGUUCACUGAGAUUUAGCUUUAUAAAAAAGAGAAGAAGUUAUAUUCAAUUCAAUUCAAUUCUCCAACUUCCUCGAGUACACUCAUUAGAUGAGGCUCUUACAGUUGGCUUUCAUAGUCUCUUUAACCUCUGGAUUUGCAGCGAUUCUCAUAUACAUCACUGGUGUUUCUAAACUCUAUGGAACACGCCAGCUUUCCGAUGAAGAUAUCGAAGCAUUGCAAUCUCUGCAGGGUAGUUUUCAGAAGUGUGUGAGUUCAAAUGGAUUAGGUAUACAAGCUGUAAGUGGUACAGACUUUUGUGAGAUUACGCUACAGUUUCCUAGUGACACUGACUCCAAAUGGAGAGAUCCCAAAACAGGAGAACCUGAAGGCCUUUCAUUUAGUUUCAAUCUCUGUGAAGCUGUAGCAACAUGGGAACAGGUGCGGAAUAGUACCACAAUACUCACUAAGGAGUUCAUUGAUGCUUUACCCAAUGGAUGGGAGGACUAUGCAUGGCAGAGAAUUAAUAAGGGAAUACUUCUCAACCGAUGUGAAAAUAAGACUCUUUGCAUGGAGAAGCUUUCUUUGGUACUCCCUGAAAUACCACCAUAUUUUCCAAGGCAGUUUGGCCAGUGUGCUGUUGUUGGUAAUUCAGGGGAUCUUCUGAAGACGAGGUUUGGAAAGGAGAUAGAUGGUUAUGAUGUUGUUGUCAGGGAAAAUGGUGCACCAAUCCAGAACUAUACAGAUUAUGUGGGUAAAAAAAGUACAUUUCGCCUUCUUAAUAGAGGAUCUGCCAAAGCACUUGACAAAGUUGCAGAAUUAUAUGAUACUGGAAAGGAGGUAUUGAUCAUUAAGACAACAAUUCAUGACAUCAUGAACAAAAUGAUUCUGGAAAUUCCAAUUCGGAAUCCUGUAUAUCUCAUGUUAGGUGCAUCUUUUGGUUCAGCAGCAAAAGGAACUGGGCUCAAGGCUCUUGAGUUUGCUCUCUCCAUUUGUGACACUGUCGACAUGUAUGGUUUCACUGUUGAUCCAGGUUAUAAGGAAUGGACAAGGUAUUUCUCGGAGUCUCGAAAAGGUCAUACUCCACUGCAGGGUAGGGCUUAUUACCAGAUGAUGGAGUGUUUAGGACUUGUUAAGAUUCAUUCUCCAAUGCGAUCUGAUCCAAACCGUGUUGUAAAGUGGGUACCUGACCGUGGCACUAUUGCUGCUGCCAGGAUUGCAUCAGAAAAGUUAUUAAGGAGGGUUGGAGCAGGAUCUGGGGAUAUACUGGGUGCAUGUUCCAUCAUCAAGAAGCAAGUUAAAGGAAAGCGUACCGGAGUUUCAGGCCUUAGAAAGGCUGUUAUGGAGCAUCAAAAAUAUGUGAAACGAACAACGAUGUACCCUUUGGAGCACAAUCCUGGUCACGGUUUAGUCUGCACAGUGCCAAACAGUUGAAUCUUUCGUGGGUAAUGUAUGAAUGCAUGCAAAUACUUUGGGAAAGAAAAAGAGUGGUUGCCAGUGUACUCGGUAUUCAAAUUCUUUAGAAGCACAUAUGACCAUUCUGAUCAAGUUGGUAAUUUUGUUUCACAGCAUUAAGUUUUCCACAAAUUCCCCAAUUUAUGCCAUAGGUCCACCCUAACACAUCCCACAUGAACUUCAUGAGAGUCAAAUGUAAGAUUAGAUGAGAAAUGAGGAACCCUAGCCUUCUUGUGUAAUUUUCUCAUUCUUUUUCAGUCUCAUCUGUUCUAACCAUAGGUCAGAAGAUUGUUUUUCAGAUUCUCUUACAUAGAUCCCAGAUUGUUGGAGUGAUGAUUAGUUAAUCAUUUUGUUUUUUUGCUUUAGGCUGUGUUUGGUUCUUGUUGGAUUUGUGGUGGGACUUGUGAAGUUAGGUUUUUUCACUGUUCCCUUUCUUUUCCUUUUUCCUCCAGAAAAAAAUCCAAGAUAUAAACACUUGGUGUUGCGAACUUCUAUUUGUAGGUUCUGUUUUUAUGUGAAAUGCCUGUGAGGACCGCAUAAUUAUAUGGCCAA
Camellia sinensis is the source of this 2117-nucleotide messenger RNA. RefSeq names its product Glycosyltransferase family 29 (sialyltransferase) family protein. Gene Ontology annotation, molecular function: sialyltransferase activity. The record is from RefSeq and is a predicted model, not a curated record. NCBI's taxonomy places the organism in Eukaryota, Viridiplantae, Streptophyta, Magnoliopsida, Ericales, Theaceae.